Psilocybe cubensis is the source of this 615-nucleotide messenger RNA. RefSeq names its product ER membrane protein complex subunit 8/9-like protein. The record is from RefSeq and is a predicted model, not a curated record. The transcript is spliced from 5 exons. Gene Ontology annotation, cellular component: EMC complex. NCBI's taxonomy places the organism in Eukaryota, Fungi, Basidiomycota, Agaricomycetes, Agaricales, Agrocybaceae. The coding region runs from base 1 to 615 and encodes 204 amino acids.
AUGUCCAAGCCCUUAUACACCAUCCACCCAGAGGCGUACUAUAAAGUCUUCUUCCAUGCCGCGAAACAUCCACAUCAGCCGGUGAAUGGCGUGUUCCUGGGGACGCAGAAGGGGGAGAAGGGAGAGGUUAGCAUAUUGGACGCGGUGCCGCUUUUACAUCAUUGGACCAGUCUAAGCCCGAUGAUGGAGAUUGGAUUAGAUUUGGCUACACAACACGCCGAAACGUCGGGCAUGAAGGUGGUGGGAUACUACCAGGGGUGUGAGCGGAUAGACGACACGUCACUUGCGCCUGUUGGAGAGAAAGUUGCGAGCAGGAUCAGGACAGGGUUCGAGGAUGCAGUUGCCUUUGUGAUUGAUGGUCAAAAAAUUGGCAACGGUGAAGUUGCUUUGGUGCCGUAUCACCCAUUAGCUGCAACAACGACAUGGCGGCCUGUCUCAGGCGAGCCUUCGCCUUUCGCGCCGGGGUCAAAAUUCCAGCUGAGCGCGCCGAACCUACCAUCAGAAGCGGUCAAAUAUGUCCAAGACCAGAAUCUGCAUUUUGCGUUCGGUGACUUUGACGACCAUCUGGAGGAUGUGACGAUUGAUUGGUUGAGAAACCGUACGUGUUUACCAUAG